CUCCUUGCCGUCGCCCGGCUCUCCGCAGCCUCCCGCGGGCAGAGAGAGGCCCCGAGCGCCUUUUCCCUUCUCCAGCAAGGACCCCCACCCACCCACCCACCACCGCUUCUCCGGCCGGAGCGAUGGCAGCGAGCGCCGCGCUCUUGCAGCUGCUGGCCGCGGCGGCGGCCCUGGCGUGCCUGGCUGCGGCGGCUCCUUCCUCCUCGCCGCCGCCGCCGCCGCCGCCUUCCGAGGACGCCGAUCCCUUCGCCGCUCAGCUGGGAGACAUCUCGGCUUGCCAAGCGCGCUGCGCCCAGAGCCUCCGGCAGAGCCCCGAGGCGGCCCCCGCCAAGGAUGCUAUUCUCAACGCCUGUUACCGGGGCUGCCGGCUGUUUUCCAUCUGUCAUUUUGUGGAUGCCACUGCUGAGCUGAAUGCAACCAGAGCCGAGUGCGAAUCGGCCUGCAUGGAAGCCUACAUUGGUGCAGAAGAGCAGUUUGGGUGUACAACCGGAUGCAAGACACAGCUGCCGGAAAUGGAAAACAGAGGAGAAAACAUGAUCCAAGAUGAGAAACCAGCCUCCUUCUCCGUCUUUGACCUGGUCUCCAGUUUCUGCAAUGAUAUUGUCAGCUCUGCUCAGAGUUUUAUUUCUUCCACAUGGACCUUCUAUCUGCAGGCAGAUGAUGGAAAAGUAGUCGUGUUUCAGUCGCAACCAGAAGUGGAGUAUCCAAUUCCUGAGGCCCAGGCACCCAAAUCAGAGGUUUCGGAGAAGACCUGGACAGUCUCGGCCCCCAACACCUUGAAGCCACACACAGGCCUUCAAGAGAAAUUGGAAAAACCUCCCAUCGAAGAGCCCAAGAGCCCAGCCCCAGCCGCAGCUCAGCCUGUGGGGGAGUCUCAGAUGCCUCUGGAACAUGAUUUCCUGGGCUGCAUGUCCAAGCGUUCAGGGCUGCCCCGCUGGAUUCUGGCUGCUUGUCUCUUCCUUUCCAUCAUGGUGAUGCUCUGGCUGAGUUGCGCCAGUUUGGUGACUGCACCGGAUCAACACGUCAAGACUCAGCCCCUGAGCAUCAAUGGAGAUAAAGAGUACCUGGAAGACCUAGACGGACCAGUGCCCUAUUCCUUACGCCCCGUCAUUGCUGUGGCCAUCUGCCCCGCGGAGGAGAACAAGGAAGCAGGCCUCCUGCCGGUCAAGGUGGAUUUAGACAAGACUGUCCUCUAAGAACCUUCCCCUGCCUCCCCCAGCCCUCUUAAUGCCCCAUCCUCUCCCCUCCUCCUGAGUUCCUUUCAACACAACCGCAACAAUCCUUCCACGAUGCUUCCCAGCCUCUCCCAUAGCAUAUUUUGUCAUCUCUCUUUCAUCCAGGAAGGUCUUGGAGAAGCCCAGCACCUUUCUGCAAGGCUCUGCUGGAAUACCCAAGUUUUCCAGCAGCAACACUUUGGCUGUUGAGAAAGGGUGGGCUAGUGAGAUCCUGGUUCUCAAAGGCUGCCAUUGCGACUUUUGAAAUGAACAAGCCCUGGUGGUUCCCAGCAUAAGAUCCUGAGGUGGGCCAGGGGGAUUUUGGGGAAAUUUGCUUCACUUUACUGAACAAGGAUGGGCAACUCCCUCUGCCAUUGGGGAGCUGCUACUUUUCCUGGUUUUCUUUUGUCUAAAAGAAUUGUUGGUGGGGGAUUAAUGGGGCGAUGCCUGCUUUUUAUUUGAGCCUUGGUGGGAAAACUACAUGCAGGAAAAGUCAAGGGUUGCCGAUCAUGGUAAGUUUGCUGUUAUUCUGUGCCCUGAUUUGCCUGACAGAUUAGGAUAGGGUUCCCUGAACCAUGAUUUCCUGAGAAGCCAGAGCUGCCUAGGUUGACCCGCUGCAUGAAACCAUGGUCUGCAUAUUUGAGAGGUUGCGUUUAGUUUAAUAUUUACUUAAUAAAUUUAUAUGGCUGCCCAUUUCACUUGGAUAUGGCUCUUGAGUAGCCUAUGACCAACACUCAAUAUCAUAGCUGCUUAAAAAAAAAACGGAGCAUUCAAAUCAAAGUAGGAUUGCAAGAGAAAACCACAUCUAUCUAAACACAGUAUAACCAUCCUGUGGGUUUCUUGAUGGGAUCCUCAAGCCGGUUGGAAAAUCCACAUUUCCAGGGUUUUCUGAAAGACUAGCAGGAAUGAAGCUGUCAUUGGUGGGGAUUAUGCUUCAGGGGGUAGGAACCACAGGCAGAAAAGGCAGUAUGCUAACCCACAGAGAAACAAACCACCUUAUGGUUUAGAUUGCAGUGUGAUUCAGCCUAUACUUCCUUCUUUCUUUUCCACCCCACACCAAAAUAUAUUUUGUCAGACAAGAUACAGAGAGAAGACAGAUUCCUCUGGAUCAAUGUUUCUCAACCUCGGCAACUUUAAGCGGUGCGGACUUCAAUUCCCAGAAUUCCCCAGCCUCUUUCUGAAGUCCUCUUUUGGGACUUUGGCCGCCAGCAAAAAACUGAACAGAAUGGGACCACAUGAGAUAUAAGGGGACAAGACAGACAAUUGAAUUUGAAAAUGGGUUGGACCUGGCUGAAUGGAAGCUAUAGGAGCUAUGGGAGACUCCCCCACCUCCCCAUUUCACCUAACAGAGAGACAGUUAGGCAUCGGCUCAGGAUGCUGCCAUGUCCCUCAAUUCUAAGAUCCUUCCCUUCUGAUCACAUGACCAAGAAUGGAGCUGCCGCCACCUUCACUUUAAGCCUCCUCCUUUUUG
This is a messenger RNA of Pseudonaja textilis, 2685 nucleotides long. RefSeq names its product transmembrane protein 59 like (gene TMEM59L). Lineage: Eukaryota; Metazoa; Chordata; Lepidosauria; Squamata; Elapidae. The record is from RefSeq and is a predicted model, not a curated record.